Molecule: messenger RNA, 1254 nt
Organism: Effrenium voratum
Lineage: Eukaryota; Dinophyceae; Suessiales; Symbiodiniaceae
Source: the annotation of a GenBank genome assembly
AUGCAGAUCUUCGUCAAAACCCUGACUGGCAAGACCAUCACCCUGGAUGUGGAGGCCUCGGACACCAUUGACAACGUCAAGGCCAAGAUUCAGGAUAAGGAGGGCAUCCCCCCAGACCAGCAGCGCCUGAUCUUCGCUGGCAAGCAGCUCGAGGACGGCCGCACUCUGUCUGAUUACAACAUCCAGAAGGAGUCCACCUUGCACCUAGUGCUGCGCCUCAGGGGCGGUCACUGCCAGGUGCCUUGCGGGAUCUUUGACGACCCCAAGCUGGUGGCUGAUGUGAAGGAGGCGGUUGCCACCAUCAAGAAGGCCAUGAUGCAGAUUGGCGAACUCUCGGCCAACAUGACGCCGCUGAACAUCAAUCAGAUGACCCGCUGGAUCAACACGAAGGAAGAGCAUGCCGGCAAGAUCAUCACGCUGAUGUCGGAGUACUGCCUGUGCCAACGGGUGAAGCCGGUCAGCGAUCCGAAGACCCCAUUCUCCAGCGAGGCCGACUUCAUCGCGGCCCUCCAGUCGCAUCAUCAGGUCAUGCUCGCCGCUGUCAAGUGCAAGCAGAACGUGGACCCUGCCCUCGCGGAUGCCCUUGAUGCGGCGGUGGCCGAUAUGAGCAAGAUGCAGCUGGGCAGGGCGGAAGGGCAACCCAAGGACGUGACUGGAUCUCGCCUUCUGAUUCUGGGCAAGGCCUCCGAUACCAUUGACAACGUCAAGGCGAAGAUUCAGGACAAGGAGGGCAUUCCCCCGGAUCAGCAGCGCCUGAUCUUCGCGGGAAAGCAGCUUGAGGAUGGCCGCACCUUGUCGGACUACAACAUCCAGAAGGAGUCCACACUGCACUUGGUGCUCCGCCUGCGGGGUGGGCAUUGCCAAGUGCCCUGCGGCAUUUUUGACGACCCCAAGCUGGUGGCAGACGUGAAGGAGGCGGUGGCCACGAUCAAGAAGGCCAUGCUUCAGAUCGGCGAGCUUUCGGCAAGCAUGACGCCUCUCAACAUCAACCAGAUGACGCGCUGGAUCAACACUAAGGAGGAGCAUGCCGGCAAGAUCAUCACGCUCAUGUCGGAGUACUGCUUGUGCCAGCGUGUGAAGCCUGUGAGCGACCCGAAGACGCCAUUCUCCAGCGAGGCGGACUACGUGGCCGCGCUGCAGUCGCACCACCAGGUCAUGCUCGCCGCUGUCAAGUGCAAGCAGAACGUGGACCCGGCACUCGCGGAUGCCCUUGAUGCAGCGGUGGCCGAGAUGAGCAAGAUGUACAUGAAGUGA